AUGUCGUGGAGAAACCAGGGCAUCACCGGUUCGAAUAAUAUCCCACUGGGAAAGCGUCGCUUUGGCGAUGACGAAGAAGACGACGGCGGCGGCGGUGGUGGUCGCGACCGUGCCCCUGCAGUUGGUGGUGCCGAACUGAAGCGCGGUCGCAGUCCUGAACCUCGCACCGAUGCCGAUGGCCCGCGGCGCCGCAAGAAGCGCAACCGAUGGGGCGACGCCUCCGAGAACAAGGCCGCUGGCCUUAUGGGCCUUCCGACGGCCAUCAUGGCCAACAUGACCAGCGAACAGCUCGAGGCGUACACCCUGCAUCUUCGAAUCGAAGAAAUUAGUCAAAAGCUUCGCAUCGACGAUGUCGUCCCUGCCGACGGCGACCGAUCGCCCUCUCCUGCACCCCAGUACGACAACCAUGGUCGCCGUAUCAACACUCGCGAGUACCGCUACCGGAAGAAGCUUGAGGAUGAGCGCCACAAACUCAUCGAGAAGGCCAUGAAGACGAUCCCCAACUACCACCCGCCCCAGGAUUACCGCAGGCCGACCAAGACCCAGGAGAAGGUCUACGUGCCCGUCAACGAUUACCCAGAGAUUAACUUCAUUGGCUUACUUAUCGGCCCUCGUGGCAAUACUUUGAAGAAGAUGGAGAACGAAUCUGGCGCCAAGAUUGCCAUUCGUGGCAAGGGCUCCGUCAAGGAGGGCAAGGGCCGUUCCGACGCCGCCCAUUCCAGUAACCAGGAGGAGGACCUCCACUGCCUCAUCAUGGCCGACACGGAGGAGAAGGUCAACAAGGCCAAAAAGCUGAUUCACAAUGUCAUUGAGACGGCUGCUUCCAUUCCCGAAGGCCAGAACGAGCUCAAGCGUAACCAGCUCCGUGAGCUUGCUGCUCUGAACGGUACGCUCCGUGACGACGAGAACCAGGCCUGCCAGAACUGUGGUCAAAUCGGACAUCGCAAGUACGACUGCCCCGAGAAGCAGAACUACACCGCCAGCAUCAUCUGCAGAGUCUGUGGCAACGCUGGCCAUAUGGCCAGGGAUUGUCCUGACCGUCAGCGCGGGGCCAGUUGGCGCAACGACGGCGCCGGCCCACGUCCUGCCGGUCGCAUCGACGGUGGCGAUGCCGUCGAUCGCGAGUACGAGCAACUCAUGCAAGAGCUUGGCGGCGGCCCCGCCGAUGGCGCUCCUCCUGCUCGCAUCGAAGCCGGACCUGGCUCGUAUAACAACGACCAGAGAGGUGGUGAUGUCAAGCCCUGGCAGCGCGGCCCAACAGGAGGGCCUGCCCCAUGGCGGUCACGCAACGAGUCGAACCAUGACGGCGGCUCCGGCGGCGGCGGCGGUGGUGGUGGUGGAGGCGGCGGUGCUGCUCCCUGGGCGCGUGACCGUAACCGCGACCGCGAUGAUCAUCGCGGCCAUGGUGGUGGCGGCGGCGGCGGCGACUAUUACGGCGGUCAAGGUGGUAACAACUACGGCAGUCAAGGUGGUCAGAACGCGGCGCCGUGGCAGCAGGCUCCCGGUACGCAAGGCGGCUACGGAGGCUACGGCGGUUACUCCGGUGGCUACGGUGCUCCUCCCGGCAUGAGUGCUCCUCCCGGCAUCCCCCCGCCACCUGGAGCUCCUGGCCUUGGAGCUCCGCCUAACCUCACUGGCAACCUGAACGCACUCAUCCAGCAGUACGCAGGCGGUGCUCCUCCUCCCCCGCCCCCCUCGGACAACGCACCUCCUCCACCUCCCAGCGACCAGCCGCCCCCGCCCCCUCCUGGCGCUUGA
Messenger RNA from Verticillium nonalfalfae, 1758 nucleotides. RefSeq names its product Branchpoint-bridging protein (gene BBP1). Gene Ontology annotation, cellular component: nucleus. The coding region runs from base 1 to 1758 and encodes 585 amino acids. Lineage: Eukaryota; Fungi; Ascomycota; Sordariomycetes; Glomerellales; Plectosphaerellaceae. Gene Ontology annotation, biological process: regulation of mRNA splicing, via spliceosome. The record is from RefSeq and is a predicted model, not a curated record. Gene Ontology annotation, molecular function: zinc ion binding; mRNA binding. The transcript has 6 exons.